Messenger RNA from Apodemus sylvaticus (European woodmouse), 3062 nucleotides. RefSeq names its product CDC42 effector protein 4 (gene Cdc42ep4). Bases 406 to 1452 code for a protein of 348 amino acids. The transcript has 2 exons. NCBI's taxonomy places the organism in Eukaryota, Metazoa, Chordata, Mammalia, Rodentia, Muridae. The record is from RefSeq and is a predicted model, not a curated record.
UUGACUAUUUCACCGCCGGCUUUUCUUUUAAUGAUCAUUCGUAGCUGGGGCUCCGAGAUGGUUGCUGCUCCAAGUAUCCGGCCUAAGAACGCGGGAUUAAUUCCAGGAACUUCCCUGGGAGGGUACUUGAGAGCCGGUGGUCACCAGACAGAGCGAUGAAAGCCAGGUCACCUUGCUGAAAAGUCUCUCCACUGCCCAGUCCGGGUAUGGUCUCGGGCGGACCUGCUUCUUCCGGCUCCAGAUGGGGAUGGAAUCCACGGAAGCCAAGCUCCUGCUCGUGUCUCCAGACUCCCUGGUCCAGAACUCUCUGAUUGCCCUGUCUACCCUUUGCACUUGCUGGACUUGAGAUCCGACCCCACACCCGCCUAUUGCCUUGGGAGUGCCCAGCUCCCCCCAGCCAGCACGAUGCCCAUUCUCAAACAGCUGGUGUCCAGUUCUGUGAACUCAAAGCGCCGCUCACGCGCGGACCUCACAGCCGAGAUGAUCAGUGCCCCGCUGGGUGACUUCCGCCACACCAUGCACGUGGGCCGGGCUGGGGAUGCCUUUGGGGACACCUCCUUCCUCACUAGCAAGGCCGGUGAGGCUGAUGUUGAGUCCCUGGACGAGCAAGCCUCAUCUUCCAAACUCAGCCUCCUGUCCCGGAAGUUCCGGGGCAGUAAACGUUCACAGUCUGUGACCAGAGGGGACCGGGAGCAGAGAGACAUGCUGGGCUCCCUGCGGGACUCAGCACUGUUUGUCAAGAAUGCCAUGUCCCUGCCUCAGCUCAAUGAGAAGGAAGCCGCCGAGAAGGACUCCAGCAAGCUACCCAAGAGCCUGUCGUCCAGUCCUGUGAAGAAGGCAGAUGCUAGGGAUGGUGGCCCGAAGAGUCCCCGUCGGAACGGGGCCACGGGGCCCUACUCACCUGACCCACUCCUUGAUGAGCAGGCCUUUGGGGACCUGAUGGAUCUACCCAUCAUGCCCAAAGUCAGCUAUGGGCUGAAGCAUGCGGAGUCAAUCCUGUCCUUCCACAUCGACCUGGGGCCCUCCAUGCUGGGAGACGUCCUCAGCAUCAUGGACAAGGACCAGUGGGGCUCGGAGGAGGAGGAAGGUGUCAGUUACCGUGACAAAGAAGGCCCCAGUGGCGUUGUCCAGGCACCCCCUAUGCUGGAGAUAGCUCCUCCUCUAGGGAGACAGGAAAGAAAGGCUAGCUGGGACCCAGCCUCCAUGCUGCCCCCCCACUCUGUAGAGGAUGACGGAUGGGCGGUGGUAGCCCCCAGCCCCAGCUCAGCACGCAGCGUGGGCAGCCACACCACGAGGGACAGCAGCUCCCUGUCCAGCUACACCUCAGGCGUCCUUGAGGAGCGCAGCCCAGCUUUCAGAGGCCCAGACAGGGCAGCGGCUGCUCCCCUGAGGCAGCCAGACAAGGAAUUCUCCUUCAUGGAUGAGGAGGAGGAAGACGAGAUCCGAGUUUGAGGCUAGACAGAAAGUUGAAAGUAGCUUUCACAGCUCAGGGCUGCAUCUUUUCCCUGCUGCUGCCUUUACUAUGACCUUUGACUUCCUCUGUAGGUGCAGCUAAGGGCGUCUUUGGAGUAGACCCUGGACCUUGGGGACUGAGGUGCCAGGGAAGUAGCGUGGGUACUGGCGCCUGGCAGCCUGACUCUGACCUAUCCAUCCUUACCACACCAGCCUGGGACAGAUCCAGGUCCCAGCAGGAAUCCAUUCUCUUCCGGGCCCUUUGCUUCCAGCCUGGCCUCAGAUGGAUGCCAGAUGUUAGAGUUGCUGCCCCAAUGGCAGGACUGCCAGGUGUGGCCUUCUCUCCAAGGUCAUAAACACUAGGUUCCCUUUGGUUCACCUUGUGUCCGGUGCCUACCGGGGAGGGAUGUGCAGCAGGAAGCAGGGGUGCUCACAUGUUCAGCCUCCUCCUCUUUCUACCCCUGGCUCCUCACUGGAAGCCUGGUGCUCUUUGGGGUUCAUCUGGAGCCAGGGGACAUCCUCAACUAUUACACUAAAUGCAGCCUUUCCCAAAGGCCAGGACAAGAUGGGGCAGAAAGGAACCUUCCCCCAGCUCCCAGCUUCUUGGGUCCUCAAGAUGGACCCCUUCCUCAGUGACACUAGGAACAGGAAAGGGGCCCACCUCUGCCCAUGGGUGUUUGUUCCUUGUUACUAUGUUUAAACUGUCAAAUUCCCCUACAAGGAGAAGAGCGACUGUCUUGGUGGCAGAGCGACUGUUCUCUGACCUGAGUCUGGUACAGACCCUGCCUAGGUUGGACUGUGGUGGGCAGCAGUGUUUGUCCCUGAACCCCCACCUCCAUGGCUGUUACUGGCUGAAGGAGGACUGUGUAGGAAAGUUCUGGAAUAUGAUGUUUAAAUGAUACAUUCUUCCCCGGGACUGUGAGCUGUGCUGGCUCCUUAGUGCCCCCUCCUUGGGCUGUGGGCCAGGCUUAGCAAAAACACGAAACAAAACAGGACCGGAUUUGAUUUGAAUUACAAGGAAAUGAAAGUGGGUUUUUGUUUGUUUUUUGGCUUUUUUGAGAUACAGUCUCACUCUGUAGCCCAAGGUGGCCUCAAGCUCGUAGCAAGCCUCCCUUUCCCUAGGACCCGGGGUUCCAAGUGUGUACCGCCACUCCUGGCUGGCUGUUUUUCUGAAAUCUGUUUUGCUCAGUUCUGUCACUCUACCCAGAACAUGAGUAGAGGCAGGGGCCCUGAGCCCCUGGGUGGUAGCUCAUUACUUUUCUGUGCUGGGAGCAGGCUAACCCACUCCCUGGUCUAACAUAGUCAGUGGGAAUCUGGGGAGAGAGAGCAAGCUAAAUUCCAACCGGAGUCUGGCCAGAUGGUGACCAGCCAUGGGCUGCUCUGUUCCAGGGGCGCCCCGCCUAGAUUCUGACUCUGAAAUGCUCACUGGGCUCCUACAUAGGUAGGCAUGGACAGAGCUACAGAGCUGUGCCUCUGACCAGCAGCACACACACACAAACACACACACCCCUCUCCUAAAUCUACCUGGUUGGUUCUAGACUCUAAACUUUGUAUUUUUUUUCCAUGACAUUGAUAAAGCAGUAAGAAAAGAUUAAAAUUUCCUCCUAGCA